This is a messenger RNA of Porites evermanni, 4583 nucleotides long. Lineage: Eukaryota; Metazoa; Cnidaria; Anthozoa; Scleractinia; Poritidae. The record is from the annotation of a GenBank genome assembly.
UAUUCGUAAAGAAGAUGGAGGACGUUCAGGAGCUGAUCGUUCAAUUCACCAUGAAACAGAAUGCAGAUUACACUGCGAGCCUGGCUUUAUUCACUGAUGUGUCAAAUAGUAAAGAACUACGAGAACUGAUCGUGCACGGAAAAUUAGAAGCGGCUCUCUUAAACGCAAGUAUGGUAAUGUAUCGACCUCUGUCUGAUAACUCGAUCAGCAGUUCUCGUGUACGCAAAUUCUGCAUGCUGUUUUUUCAAAUGUAUUGAUGUUUCAUAUUUAGGAGUUAGGAGGGAAGGUUAAGGUAAAGGCACACAUGAGCCAAAGGCCCAAAACGGCCGGAGCUUAUACUGGUUUCCCUUGGAAUGAAGCAUGCCUAGGAGUCUCGGAGGCGGGGGGGGGGGGGGGGUACUUGGGUUAAUGUUUGCUACCCCAUCAUAGUCCAUUUUUUGGCCAAUUAUAGACCCCAUCUUAGUCACUUUUUGGAAAAUGUAAUUUUCGCGAUCCCAACUUUCUAUUUAUGCAUCUACCUUAUCAAUGUGGUUUCAAACGGCGGAAUGUAAUGCGGUCAAUGCGAGCUUAUUGUUAAAUUUAAUAAACAACAACUUUCUGAUUUUUUAACCAAGAAUCUUCCCAUUUUGAAUCCCUGCUUACUCCAAAAAUCCAAAAAUCUGCAACCCAUUCUAGUAAAUCUAUUGAAAAUGCGACCCCAUUAUAGUCACUCCAGUCGUGAAAAUGCGACCCCAUCCAGCGGCACAUCCCUAUUAGCCUCUUGUAAGGGAGUACCCUCCUGGGCUCGGAGUAUUGCUACUCCCCCCUGGACAAGUUACCCCCCCCCAGCAAUAUGUCGCCGGGACCCUUUUAUACACCUGGGUGAAGAGAGACAAAGUGGAAUAAAGUUCCUUGUCUAAGGAAAAUUGCAACGGGCAAGGCUUGAACCCUGGAGCUCCAGAUCCAGAGUUUGAGGUGUUUAACUGCUCGGCCAUAUAAUUGCCUAGUUAGGAGGGUAGCAGAGUGAAAUUCCUUUGGCAAACUCAGUUUCGAUCUGUUGCUUAUUUACAUGAAGUUGUCGGAGUUUAAGGCCUCAAGCCUACCCGACAGGACCGCAAAGUCAUGUGGGUAGCUAUAUAAAAAUAAUAAAAUUCUCCUAAAAUUUUGUCAUACCUUCAUGGUUGUCAGUGCCACCGAAUGAUAUAAAACCUUACAAAUGUUUAUCUUUGUUGUUUUUUAGUAGAAGAAUAGUGCUCCCUUAAGAAUUUUUUAAUGAAAGUUUUGCUGCCUUGUCGCUUGGGCUUUCCAACAUUGUUUAUUGAAAUAGCUGUAUACAGGUCUAAGCCUUGUGUGCUCCUCUAAAGGGCCCUGUUCACACAGUUUUGUCCAGGAUAAAGAAUGAAUAAGACCUCACUGUUCCUCCAUCUAACCCCCUGCUUUUGCUCACUUUUGGAGACAAGCCAGGGACAAGACAGCGCUUCUGUUUGGCUCUCCUUUGGAAAAAAUGUUAGAGGCAUUGAGAACUUAAUACUCUGAGUCCAGGGACCACAGUGGGGGAAAAAGGUGAAAAAAAUCGGCAAGUCAGCUGAGCAGGGGUCUGAGGAGGGACAAGGGUGGUGCCCUCCCCCCCCCCCAGUCCACGUCUUUUUUUGCUGUUUCACCCUGUUUUUUGUGAACAAGAGGCACUUUUUGCUUCUGAACUCCAUAUUAAGUGGACACCUUGUCUCAAGAACAACAAAUGUUUGCUUUAAAUGCUUCAUCCCAUAUAAUUUUCUAGUCAAACAAAACUGUAUUCAGUGGUCUCUAUCAAGUGGACACCAACAAAGGUCACGUGGGUCUCUAGGUUUCACUUUUUGCAGGAAUUAGUAAAAUGAUUUUAAGCUUAUUACCUGUUAGUAAUAACUGGUUUAAUUUUUUUUGUCAGAUUUUUGAUCCAUUUCAUGUAGUUGUAGCUGGGCACAAGGCUAUUUAUUUGUUUCAACAAGGAAAAAUGAAGACAAGAACACUUCAUUCUGAAAUUAUUUUUAACUUGUCGCCUUCCAGCAAUGUAAGUAAUAUUUAAUACUGUUUCAUUUAUUUGAGGUCAGAUUUUGUCUUUUCAGAUGCAUGGCCUUUAACCUUUGAAGCCAUCCACAUAAACAUUUGACUCCAACUGAUCUCGAUACAUUUCCUUACAGAAUUAUUAGUUGAGAUAAUUUAUUCAAAGAUCAAAACAUUUGCCCUUAGGUGAUUAAUUUAUUUAUUCUCAUAAACUUUUCUUUUAAAUAUGUAGUGAUAUUGUUAAGAGAAACUUGAUGUUGGUCACUCUUGGUUAAGGUAGUACCCACCGGAGGCUAAUUUGGGCAUUUUUUGUGAAUUUUAGUUGUGUGAAAACAAAUGUAUGUAAUAAAAAGUCUAGAUAAUAACUGAGUUUGUUUAUUAUGCCAAUAUUUUGGCAUAAUAAAAAAAUAAGACUAAAAAUUUAUAACAAAUAAGUGAUAAUCGUAAUAAUGGAAAUCCAUAUUCUGAGCUAUUUUGUUUAAAUAAAUUGGUUAUUUUACACAUAUUAAAAAAAAAAUGAUAAUAAACCUAAUAGCUUACUGGUAGUUGUAGAGAAAGUAAGGAAAUUAGGUCUCCUUAAUCCAACAUAAUUUUCUUUCAUCAGAUUAAUGAUUCUUUCAAGAAAUUUGGGAUACUGGACAACACAAAAGACAUUUUAGUGGUGAUUAUAACUCAAGGAAAUGGCAUUGAAAAGGUAUUUACUCAAAUAGGAAUUGAAAAGAUGAGGAAAUAAGGCCCCAGGUGUCUCAUGCUGUAAUAUGUAUUCACAAGCACAUAGAAGACAAAAAUUGGAAGGAGAAUCUUGCUUUUUAUCAGAAGUCAUUUGGGGGAUAUUUCACCACAUGACAAAGUUUUCGUUUCAUUUGUUGCUCAUCGUUCUUCAUCUCCAAACAAAGUUAAAUGGUUUCUUAUCAAGUUAUCCGUAAAAGUUGUUGUGCACAAAAAAAACUUUUUUGUCCAUUUCCUUCUUUUGACUUUGAGAAAUUUUUAACUUGAAUGGACAUUGGGUUUUGAUUUUAACUUGUUGCCAAAUCUCUCUGUUGACUUGGGACUCCAGCUGGUGUUUAUAGAAUAGUGAAUUGUUUGCGCUGUAAAAAGCUGGUUUAGUAUUAAGUUGUUAUCUUCAUUAACCUGUAAAAUGUAGUCAGAACUCAAAAUUAAAUUUGACCGUACAGUCAAACUCCACUACUACUAGAUUUCGCUUUUGAUUUAGGUUUGUAACAUCACUAUCAUCAUCAUCAUCAUCAUCAUCAUCACUGUCGUCGUCAUCAUUAUCAUCAUCAUGAUCAUCACUAUCAUCAGUUCCUUCUCCCUAUGCACUGAAAAGUACUGGAUUACACUUUGUUACAUUUUAACACCAUUAUUGUUUGUGUGGUAAGGUCAACACAACUUCAGUUUGUUGAUGAUAAAAUUUCUUAUAUUAUUGAGGUUAAAAUAAGUGCUUUCUUUCCAGAUUUCAGAACUGAGCAAACAAAUAAAGGGGACACUGGUUUCUUUAUCGUCUAUAGCUGCUAUUUCUGACCAGGAAAAAAUAAGAAAGGUAACCAUAAUAUUUAUUAUGAACUGUCAGCAAAGAGGGACACAUUAGUGGGGUUCACAUCAGUGCAUUUUUGAGUUGAGGAACUCCUGACACAGUUUUCUUCCUUGAUGCAUUUGAGCAUAUGACCCUUGUUAUAAUUUUUGUUUAGAAUGGAAUGGCUGUCAAGCUUUUGGGUAGACUGCGAGCAGUCUCUCUUUUUCUUCAGGUUUAGUAAGGGGAGUGCACGCGUGCUAAAAUGGAAUUGGUCUGAAAAAUUCUUCUAGUCUUGUCUUAUAUCACAAUGUUCGUGUAAGGAGUAUAUUGAGUUUGAAUUUCAAAAUUACAAUGAAGUGAUAUACUAAACUGCAAAGUGUAACAAAACGAAUAGUGACCAACUUUUCUAGCCAAGCGUGUCUUUAAAUUCGUAUAUUUCUUUUUAUUUCUUUUUAGAUUUAUGGAAUUUCUGACAAGGAACUGCAAUGUGAUUCGGUAGAAAAUGGAAUAAUUACCCGAAUAGCGACUAAAGAUGCUUCUUAAAAUCAAUGACACACACAUAUUUAAAUUCAGACUUUUUGUUUAUAUCUUUACUUAGUCAAAACUGAAGGAUACGAGUUUCGUGUGAAAAGUGCCGAAUCAAGGGAAAUGCUUGAAGGGAGAUUGUUAAAGAUUGAGGUUGAAAAGCGAAAAAAUGACCUAAACUGGAUUGAGCUUAUAGCGAAAGGUUUAUGUAUUUAAGAAGCUCCGCAACAUUGUAAACGUGUAUCAAAACCUACCACAAACUUGUGCAAUAGUGAUGAAUACGACUACAGAAACGAACUGUUUAAGACGCAUUCCACAAGUGUUUUUGAACACUUGAGGAUUUCUUCCGCAGAGUCAAAAUUUAUAACCUCCUUGUACAGCAUAAUAAACAGUACCACAGCAAUAAAUACCCCUUAUGAGCGAGUGAGCCUAACUUGAAACUGCUUGAUAUUUUUGUGUACGUCAUAUAAUGAACAGUACACGGUAUAGGUAGAAGAUAAACGCGGUCGCGUGGUACAAGUGGACG